ACAAACAACUGGAAGAUAUGCUACGGAAUAAAAGUAAACUACAAAGAAAACUGACACAGGAUUUAGCCAGCACUGCCAUCACUGACAUGAUUAUGAUAAGCUCAUGCGAUAGAGAGGCAGCAAGACUUCGGUCUUUGCAAGGCAAAGGGGCAGGGGCAUGGAUAAAUACGAUACCAACUUCGCAGAAGCUCGCACUAGAAUCCCGCGAUUUUCGCUUGGCGGCCUGCAUGAGGUUGGGAUUGUCUAUGCCCUUCAAAGGAUAUAUCCAAAGAUGUGAUUGCGGUGUCUCCCUUGAUGGAUCUGGCUAUCAUUUCUUGACAUGUAAAUGGGGUGGUGGGCCUGUCUGGUCCCACGAGUCCAUAGCUGCAGUGUGGGCAGAUUGUUUGAGAGAUCUCCAUAUACACCACCGACGGGAACCUAGAAACAGGUACUCAAACUCAAAUGACCGCCCGGAUAUCUCUGUUUUUGACUGUGGCUCUGGGUCUAAUGUGGACCUGGACAUCUCACUGGCGCACCCAUGGAGCUCUGAAAUCGUCAGCAGUGCAGCACACACAGAUGGAGCUGCAGCACUAAAGAGAGAAGAGAAGAAGCUGACCAAAUAUUACAAACAACUCCUUCCUGGGGGAGAAUCGUUCACCAUUGUCCCUUUAGUCCUGGAGCAUUUUGGAAGAUGGGGCAAGGAAUCAGAAUGUUAUCUACAACAAUUGUCCCUCAGAUCUACAGACGACUUGGGAAGACUGAACAGGGCGGAGUUUUUGCUGCAGUGGAGACAACGCAUUUCAGUUCAGUUGCAAAAAUGCAAUGCGAAAGUUAUCUAUCGCAAGGUAGAGGGGGUGCUGAGAAGUGGCAAAUAAGAAGUGUUAUCUGUGAUAAUAGAGAAGAAAC
This is a messenger RNA of Corticium candelabrum, 885 nucleotides long. RefSeq lists its product as uncharacterized. Bases 18 to 854 code for a protein of 278 amino acids. NCBI's taxonomy places the organism in Eukaryota, Metazoa, Porifera, Homoscleromorpha, Homosclerophorida, Plakinidae. The record is from RefSeq and is a predicted model, not a curated record. The transcript has a single exon.